Trichomonas vaginalis G3 is the source of this 1050-nucleotide messenger RNA. RefSeq lists its product as uncharacterized. The record is from RefSeq and is a predicted model, not a curated record. Lineage: Eukaryota; Parabasalia; Trichomonadida; Trichomonadidae. The transcript has a single exon. The annotation marks the transcript as partial.
AUGGACAUGCCUUUCGAUGUUAGUGAACCUCAAGUUGAAGGACACGACGGCUUUGCCAGAUUCUACUGGAAACAUGACGAACAAUUGCAUCCUUUGAGAAGGAAAAAAGGAAAAGGUGAAGACACACAUGCUCCCAUGGAAAGAACAAGAUAUGCAUAUGAAAAGUAUCGUGAAGUUAGAAGUCAAAUUACAUCUGGUCGAACCUUUACAGUAAACUUUGACGAAGGAAAGAACAAAGAAGGCUUCAUGGGAGUACUUGCUGCAAUUCAAGACGGAAAUAAGAAAGGACACAAUCUCAGAUUGACCAUAACAGAUUUGGAUGGUCACAUUUACUAUGCACAUGGCAAUGUCACAACAGCUGCAAUGGUUCUUGACGCUUUCAAGACUACAAAGAGAGAACAAAUGGUUGACUCCGACUCAGACAUUUUGAAUGCAAUUGAAGGAAUUGCAAGUGUCAAGUUCGAAUGGUACCAACCUAACCCUCAAGCAGUCAGACAACAUGCUGGAUACUUCCCCUUCAUAAAUAAGUCUGACAUUGACUUGACAAGGUAUGGAAUUUACAAUUCAAUUGAAACAAUUGUCAAUGAACCUUGCAUUCUUACAUGUCUCAGGAACUCUGGUCUUGUUACAGAUGAGAAGAUGAAGUAUCUUGAGUCAUGUGUGAAGACAAGGUACAUUCUCAGAGGUCAAUUGGCAAAAAUUGCACCGUUGGCAAAUGUCAAUAUCCGAGUCAACAUACCUACAGCUAAAGGUUCUUCACAUGACGACUAUGUUGUUGACAAAGACUUACCAUGGUUGAAGAUUGUAAUUGUCCACAACCACUUCAUGUUGAACGAAAGUCUUACAAACCCAUUCUUUGGUAAAAGUAAGUGCAACAUUGUCAGAGCUGUAAACAUUCUUUUCGAGAAAGGUUUGUUGGAACCAAUUCCAGAUGACAAGCUGACAGAAACUUUUGUACCAAAAGACGAAACAAACUUUUCAUUGUUAGCAAGACCAAAAGUUGUUCCAGACAAAGUUCUAGUACAAAAGAAGUACACAGUUCCACAAGGG